Molecule: messenger RNA, 1185 nt
Organism: Lycium barbarum (goji berry)
Lineage: Eukaryota; Viridiplantae; Streptophyta; Magnoliopsida; Solanales; Solanaceae
Exons: 1
Coding region: 1-1185 (394 amino acids)
Source: RefSeq, a predicted model, not a curated record
AUGUCGGACAACAAGUCCUCUUUUCACCCGGCUCUUGCCGUCUCAAAUAUCAAAAACCACACUCCCAUUAUGCUUGAAAUGGAAAACGUUCAAUACUCUACGUGGGCAGAACUUUUCAAGAUUCACGCACGAUCUCACAAGAUUCUUAAUCAUAUCAUUCCUCUGAAAGCCAGUCAGAGGACGAUUCCUUCUACUGAUGCAGAAAAGGAGGUAUGGUCAACCUUGGAUGCCACGGUUCUUUCGUGGAUUUAUUCUACCAUUUCUAACGACCUAUUGCACACCAUUAUCGAGCCCGAUUCAACGACUAUGGAAGCUUGGGAUAGAUUGCGUGAUAUAUUCCAAGAUAAUCAACAUUCCCGUGUCGUUGCCCUUGAACAAGAUUUCACCACUGUCUCUAUGGAGCAUUUUCCUAAUGUCUCUGCUUAUUGUCAACGUCUCAAGUCCCUCGCGGAUCAAUUGAAGAACGUUGGCGCACCAGUGUCAGACAAUCGUCUAGUUUUACAAUUGGUAGGUGGUCUUACAAAAUCGUACCGUGGUGUGGGUACGGUAAUCCAGCAAAGCAAUCCUCUUCCUCCUUUCUAUAAAGCUCGGUCUAUGCUUGUUCUUGAAGAGGCCGGGAUGUCUAAGGAAACAGCCACCGAAUCAGCUAUGGUGGUCACUUCAAAUGAUGACGGUCCGAUUACUUCUGAAAAAUCGGGUCGUUUUAAGGGGAAGCAAAGUGUGCAGCACUCUGGUGGUCGCCGCAACAACGGUGGCCGGAAGAACAACAAUUCCGGUGGUGGCGGACGCUACUCCGGCAGCGGCAAAGGUGGUGGCAGGGGACAGAACUCCGAUGGCCAAGGUGGGAGCUCGUCAUUCCCGCAACAGCAGCAGCAUCAACCUUAUCCUUGGGGUUGGUAUGGUCAAGGUUGGCCCAUUCCACCUUGCCCAUUCCCAACUCAAGGUUGGGCCAGACCUCCUGUUCCUCAGCAGCGCCAGCCCAGUAUCUUGGGCCCAAGACCUCAGCAAGCCUAUGUUCAACAACACGCAUCACCUAAUUUUGGGCAGUCCAUGUCGUAUGCUCCUACGGAUAUCGAGACAGCAAUGCAUACUAUGUCUCUUCACCAACCCGAUCCGUCAUGGUACAUGAACACCGGGGCUACAUCUCACAUGACCUCCUCUACAGGUACUCUCGUCUUAUUUUAA